AUGGCGCAAAGUAUGGUCUUUGCAAGUCGACUGCCGCUAAAGCUGUGGGAAGAUGCUGUUGAGUAUGCGGCAUUCAUCCUCAACAGGAUCAUCUUUGGAAGCAUCUGCUCUGUGUCCAGAGACCCGCGCACGGGCUCGCUAAAGCAGCGAUCUGCGAUCGGGGUCAUCAUCGGGGUCAGUGACAAAACAAAAGGGUAUUGUGUUUUUCUGCAGAAGAAAAACUAG
Molecule: messenger RNA, 225 nt
Organism: Peronospora belbahrii
Lineage: Eukaryota; Oomycota; Peronosporomycetes; Peronosporales; Peronosporaceae
Source: the annotation of a GenBank genome assembly